This is a messenger RNA of Sitodiplosis mosellana (orange wheat blossom midge), 1066 nucleotides long. RefSeq lists its product as uncharacterized. The transcript is spliced from 5 exons. The record is from RefSeq and is a predicted model, not a curated record. Lineage: Eukaryota; Metazoa; Arthropoda; Insecta; Diptera; Cecidomyiidae. The coding region runs from base 137 to 1066 and encodes 309 amino acids.
CAUUUUUUCAUUGUCACACCAAUGUCAACGUGUCAUGGUAGUUGUAGUUGAUUUGUUUAACAUCAAGCCGACUCUUGUGCGUCGCAAAUUGUGACGGUAGCGUCUUUUCUUUCGCAACGUUCAUUCGAUACAAAUCAUGGCUAAGGUGUUUGUUCCAGAGACCGAUAAAUGGGGUGUAAAAAUAUCGAUAGAUAGAAGACGAAUCACCAGAUCAUCGUCUACCCAAAGUAGACGAAUCGUGAUUCAUAAUCCAAGGUCAUUAAAUUCGAGCAACAGAAACGAGAAAUGGCACGCGGAUUUGAAGAAAUUUAUUGCUGAUUCAAAGAAAGAAAUCGAUUUUCAAGCAACAAAUUUAAUUGAAGCCGCAAAGAAAUGGCAACGAAACGCAAACGAAAAGUUUGACAUGCUUCAACAGCACAUUAAUCGUGAGCAUAACCUUCAAAAUUCAUCGACCACCACCAAUGACGAAGAACGCCCAACCGAACGCCCAAUUGAACGCCGAACUGAACGCCAAAUUGAACGCCCAACUGGACGAGGACGUCCACGCAAAACACCAACUGAACGUUCAACCAAAGAAGCAAUUGUCCAACCGAAAAAAGUUUGUUUUCCAUCAAUGCCGGUUUUGAUCACGGACACCGUUGACGCUGUUGAUGAUUUAAGUGAAUUUUUAACCGAACCACCGGCUGCUCUACCGUCAUUGAUGAAGAAGAUUGCAAAAAGACGAAGUACGGUUUGUGUCUCUUCACCCGAAUCAGAACGUGCAUCAAUAGAUGUUCCAGUUCCAAUUCAGAAGGUCUCGCGAACCGAACUCAGCUCAGUGUUGGCAGAGCCAGGCACUCCAAAAUCGGCCAACAAACCUAAAGAACAAGCAUCAAACACGACUGGUGCAUCCAAUUCAUUGGAGAACCAAGCACCAAUUCGCGAAGAGCAACCAAUAACGUCAGCUCAAAAGAAGGACGACAUUUUUCGAAAGUUUUUGGAAACUCGGGAAAUAGUUUUGGCUCGGAAGAAGCAGCGUGACUUAGAAGAAGCGGCUCGUGCGAAUGAUCAAUCAAAAGAAGAUUGA